This is a messenger RNA of Ilex paraguariensis (yerba mate), 852 nucleotides long. The record is from the annotation of a GenBank genome assembly. NCBI's taxonomy places the organism in Eukaryota, Viridiplantae, Streptophyta, Magnoliopsida, Aquifoliales, Aquifoliaceae.
AUGAAGAAUCUUAUAAACCUUGAUCUUUCCAAUACCAACAUUAAAAGCAUACCAAUUCUUCGUGAUAUUGGAGCUCUCACUCAUCUCUUUGUAAGGGACUGUCAAGGCGUAGAAAGACUGCGCAGCAUUAAGUCAUUAUCCAAACUCCAAGUUCUUGAUCUUUCAGGUUCUAGCAUUAAUGAAUUUCGUGACCAGUCAUUAGAACCUAAUAACUUGCCAACCUUGAAUUCCCUUAGCAAACUGGAGGUUAUUGAUCUGUCUGGUUGUGGUGCUUUGACAGUCAUAGAAGAUGAAUCUUUUGAGCAGAUGUCUUGCCUUCAGAGCUUCUCCCUCUCUGAUGCAAAGAUUGAAAGACUUCCAUCCCUUUCAAACCUUAACAACCUCCGCUACCUCUCAUUGAGAAAAUGUACUAACUUGAAAUUAGUGGUUGAACCACUGACCACUCUCUUAAGUCUUGAGGAGCUACAUUUAUGUUGUAUCAGUUCCUUGACUCAAGCUGAUUUCUUGGAGCAAAUGAGUCACCUUCAUAUUCUUGACCUCUCUGAAACCCAGCUUGAAAAGCUAUCAUCCAUGUCAAAUCUAAAAAACCUUGUUCAUCUUUCUCUGAGGGGUUGUAAGCAGUUGCGCACAGUGCAACACUUGGAAGCACUUACAAAGCUUGAGAUUCUGGAUCUUUCGGGAACUGCAGUCAUGCAUCUGCCAUCCCUUACCAAUCUUAGCAACCUCCACCAAUUUCUGCCUAGUAAUUGUUUGAGCUCAGAAGAGCUUAAAAAUCUUGAGAUGCUUGAUCUGUCUGGAGAUGUUAUCAAAGAAGAAUCAACUGACCUUGAGAACCUUGAUCUGCCAACAUGA